AUGGUUCACUGCGAUGGACUCAUGCUGUGCAAGUGUGCCGAUCACUUGAGAUUCGCCAACCUAGCUCUUUGGAAUCCCGCCACAAGGAAAUUCAGAUGGGUCGACCCCGUGGAUGUUAUCACGAAUAGUGAGUACUACGGGAUUGGAUACAGCAACAGCAAGAAGAAGGCUCGUGACGACGGUUACAAGAUCGUGCGGUUUACUUGUGGCCUUGAGGGUAAUUACGAGAUCAAUGUAGUACCACAUGUUGAGAUUUACGAGUUCAAGACGAAUGCUUGGAGAACUAUUGGUAUAAAGGUUGAUGCUGAUGUGAAGAUUACGAGGAAAUGUGUGGCUGUGAUGGGUAACAUCUUGUCUUUGCUACAACAAGGCAGAUCAUCAAGAAACAUUGAGGUGUGGGUUUCAAGCAAGUUGGGUGAUGGUGAUGUCUCGUUUAGCAAAUAUUUCAGUUUGUCCGGUCCUGGUCUUCGGCCGGCGUUACAGGUCCGUGAUGAUGCUAGUCCUGCCCCCAGCAUCUCAGGGACGCCCCUGCCUAAGAGUGUCAUCGUAUGGUUCGUGGGAGUUGAAGGAAAAGGUGAUAAGGUUCGUAAUUGCCUUACGCUUUAUGAGAUUGAUGAGGAUGGGGUGAGAAAUGAAAAGGUGACAGAACGUGACGACGUGCAUGAAUAUUCUCGCGCCUUCGUUUGUGGCUAUGUGUAUGUUCCAAGUCUAGUCCCUCUUCCAUGA
Brassica rapa (field mustard) is the source of this 726-nucleotide messenger RNA. Its product is annotated as putative F-box only protein 15. The record is from RefSeq and is a predicted model, not a curated record. NCBI's taxonomy places the organism in Eukaryota, Viridiplantae, Streptophyta, Magnoliopsida, Brassicales, Brassicaceae.